GUAAUCUCCACCAUGUCUAAGACAUUCACAGCGAAAGAUGUUGCCGAACACAAGGACGAGAAGAACGGCAUGUACAUAAUCGUAGAUAGUGGCGUCUAUGAUAUCACAAAUUUCCUCGACGAGCACCCAGGAGGAGCAAAGAUCCUCAAGCGCAUGGCCGGCAAAAACGCGACGAAGCAAUUCUGGAAGUACCAUGGCAAGAAUGUUCUAGAAAAGUACGGCGGUAAGCUGAAGGUCGGGGACUUGACCGAGACGGCGAAAUUAUGAGAUGGCGGGGAGUUGUAUGACAGAUAUUUAGUGCUAGGGGAAUUACUUAUACACCGCGAGAUUAGCAAAGUCGUCAUCGCAUAUGUUGUGGUGGUGUUUGGUUUGCACAUACAGACAUACGAGUCAUCAAUCUACUAUGGGCUUGAAGUAAUUUUGAGCGUCAUCACUAGAACUAAUUUACUUGGCCUUUACAAAAGGGGUGCAUAUCAUAUCCACGAAUCCGCUACCUACAGUCAAGUUCAAUAAUAUUUAUCCCUCUAGACCGAAUCCCUACUUCAGAGCUCUCUAUAGCCGUGUAGCCAGCUUCAUUCAGACUCAACUCCGAAU
Molecule: messenger RNA, 594 nt
Organism: Daldinia decipiens
Lineage: Eukaryota; Fungi; Ascomycota; Sordariomycetes; Xylariales; Hypoxylaceae
Product: cytochrome b5
Exons: 3
Coding region: 13-267 (84 amino acids)
Cellular component (GO): membrane; intracellular membrane-bounded organelle
Molecular function (GO): heme binding
Source: RefSeq, a predicted model, not a curated record